Trichoderma gamsii is the source of this 1455-nucleotide messenger RNA. RefSeq names its product oligosaccharyltransferase alpha subunit. The coding region runs from base 1 to 1455 and encodes 484 amino acids. NCBI's taxonomy places the organism in Eukaryota, Fungi, Ascomycota, Sordariomycetes, Hypocreales, Hypocreaceae. Gene Ontology annotation, cellular component: oligosaccharyltransferase complex; membrane. The record is from RefSeq and is a predicted model, not a curated record. The transcript is spliced from 3 exons.
AUGAAGUCGUUAUCGUUCGUAGCGACGCUUCUGGGCCUCCUGGCUGGUCCUUGCAGCGCCCUCUCUGUCGCCUCUCUGCCCGCCGAUUUCAAGCCCCCACCAGUCUUUAAGAACAACAACUUGGUGCAUGUCGUUUCGGUCGAGAAGAGCUUUGCGAGAGAACAAAUCAACGUCUUGGUUGAGAACGUUUCUGGCAAGCCUCAAGAUGAAUACUUUGUGCCGUUUACCGCGGAUCAGAUAGCUCGACUUGGCGGCAUUGAAGCAAAAGAUCGCAAGGAUGACAAGGUCGGGCCCUUUGGAGUCGACCGAGUCGAGUAUAGCUCUCAGAGCGACGUUCAAUACUACCGCAUCACAUUGCCAGCACCCCUAAAGGCUGGCGCCCAGCAGACUCUCGCCAUCUCAUGGUACUACCUAAAGCCGUAUCGCCCUCUCCCGGCCUCAAUCGAGCAGGAAGAGCAACAAUACUUGCUAUACGACUUUUCCCUCUACGCUGCCUCAGCAUACCCGACCUUGAAGCAAAAGACCGAGGUCAAGCUGUCGACGGUCACCAUCCCAGACUACACCACAUUUACCAAUGCCGAGGGCAAGGAAUAUCCUGAGAAGCACGGUAGCAAGCUGCUCUAUGGACCUUUUGACGAACAGCCUGCCGGCGCCGUCUACCCAGCCCAGAUUAGAUUCGAGUUCACCAAGCCUGUGAUUCACGUGUCAGAGCUGGAGAGAGACAUCGAGGUCAGCCACUGGGGCGGCAACGUAGCAUUUGAGGAAAGAUACACCCUGUAUCACCGAGGUGCCAACCUUUCCUCCCAGUUCAACCGCGUGAAGUGGGCGCAGUCUCUAUACUACAACCCCGCUUCCUCUGCACUGAAGGAACUCAAGUACCCGCUUCAGAUUGGCAGCGUUGAUCCCUACUUCACCGAUGCCAUUGGAAACGUAUCAACCUCUCGAUUCAGGAGCAGCAAGCGCGAGGCCUUGUUGGAGCUGAAGCCCCGCUACCCUGUGUUCGGCGGCUGGAAGUACCCUUUCACCAUUGGCUGGAACACCAAUGCUGCCAAUGUCCUGCGCAACACUGCUAGCGGAGGCCAUGUGCUCAAGGUUCCAUUCAUCGAGGGACCUAAGCAAGUUGAGGGCGUUGAAUACGAGGAUGUCACCGUCCGCGUCCUCCUCCCUGAGGGAUCUGAGAACGUGAAAUUCUACACCGAUCUCCCCGAUUCGUCAAUUGUUGAGACCUCGGUUGGUGUUCACAAGACCUAUCUCGACACCACUGGCCGAACCGCCAUUGUGAUCAAGGCCAAGAACCUAGUAGAUGACUUCCGAUUCCGAGAUCUGAUCAUCUCGUACGACACCCCGUUGGCAGGGACCCUUCGGAAGCCCCUGGUGGUGUUCGGAAGCAUGCUUGCUGUGUACGCCGCGGCAUGGGCGGUUGGAAAGGUGGAGGUGGGAUUCGCGCCCAAAUAA